This is a messenger RNA of Gymnogyps californianus (California condor), 1911 nucleotides long. It is a transcript of the gene TTC39C, whose product is annotated as tetratricopeptide repeat domain 39C. NCBI's taxonomy places the organism in Eukaryota, Metazoa, Chordata, Aves, Accipitriformes, Cathartidae. The record is from RefSeq and is a predicted model, not a curated record. Gene Ontology annotation, molecular function: protein binding. The transcript is spliced from 14 exons. Gene Ontology annotation, biological process: otolith morphogenesis; cilium assembly. Bases 1 to 1731 code for a protein of 576 amino acids.
AUGGCCGGCUCGGAGCAGCCGCCGCCGCGCCGGGAGGAUGGGGAAGCGCCGCUGCCCAUCGAGGACGCGGAGCUGGCGCUGGCCGGCAUCAACAUGCUGCUGAACAACGGCUUCCGCGAGUCCGACCAGCUCUUCAAGAAAUACAGAAACCAUAGCCCAUUAAUGAGUUUUGGAGCCAGUUUUGUCAGUUUUUUGAAUGCCAUGAUGACAUUUGAAGAAGAGAAAAUGCAACUGGCGUGUGAUGACUUAAAGGCUACAGAGAAGCUUUGUGAAAGUGAAGAAGCUGGAGUUAUAGAAACAAUCAAGAAUAAAAUUAAAAAGAAUGUUGAUGGACGAAAAUCCACUCUAUCCAUGAUAGAUCGUCUACAAAGACAAAUAAUUGUAGCAGACUGCCAAGUCUACUUGGCUGUGCUCUCAUUUGUAAAACAAGAGUUAUCAGCAUACAUAAAAGGUGGAUGGAUACUCCGAAAAGCCUGGAAAAUUUACAAUAAGUGCUAUACAGACAUUAAUACACUUCAGGAAAUAUAUCAGAAGAAAACAACUCAGGAAUCCUUGACUUCUGAUGCUGCAAAUGAUAAUCAUAUUGCUGCAGAAGGUGUAACGGAGGAUUCGCUAAACAGACUGAAAGGUGCUGUUAGCUUUGGAUAUGGACUUUUUCAUCUUUGCAUAUCCAUGGUGCCCCCAAACCUGCUCAAAAUCAUCAACCUGCUGGGUUUUCCUGGAGACCGCCUACAGGGGCUUUCUUCACUGAUGUAUGCAAGUGAAAGUAAGGACAUGAAGGCCCCUUUAGCUACAUUAGCUUUGUUGUGGUACCACACAGUUGUUCGUCCCUUUUUUGCCCUUGAUGGCAGUGAUAACAAGGCAGGAUUGAAAGAGGCAAAAGAAAUUCUUGCAAAAAAAGAAUCUGCAUAUCCAAAUUCUUCUCUGUUCAUGUUCUUCAAGGGAAGGAUACAGCGAUUAGAGUGUCAAAUCAAUAGUGCCUUGACCUCCUUUCAUACGGCUUUGGAACUUGCAACAGACCAAAGGGAGAUUCAACAUGUCUGCUUAUAUGAAAUAGGUUGGUGCAGCAUGAUAGAGAUGAAUUUUAAAGACGCGUUUGAAUCCUUUGAGAGGCUUAAAAAUGAAUCCAGGUGGUCCCAGUGCUACUAUGCUUAUUUAACAGCAGUGUGUCAAGGAGCCACUGGUGAUGUCAAUGGUGCUCAGAAUGUGUUCAAAGAAGUUCAGAAGCUUUUCAAAAGAAAAAACAAUCAGAUUGAACAAUUUUCAGUGAAAAAGGCAGAUAGAUUUAGAAAACAAACGCCGACCAAAGAGCUCUGUGUCCUGGCAUCCAUUGAAGUAUUGUACUUAUGGAAAGCCCUUCCAAACUGUUCCCUUUCGAACUUACAGCACAUGAGCCAAGCUUGUCAGGAUGUUGAUGAUUCAUCGGCUGUCGGUUUGAGGAAUUUGCUUCUUGGUGCCAUACACAAAUGCUUAGGAAAUUCUGAAGAUGCUGUUCAGUUCUUUCAGCGAGCUGCUAAAGAUGAACUGUGCCGUCAAAACAACUUAUACGUCCAGCCAUAUGCGUGCUAUGAACUUGGCUGUCUUCUGUUAGACAAUCCAGAGACUGUGCCAAGAGGCAAAACCUUACUUCUCCAAGCCAAGGAGGAAUUUACUGGCUAUGACUUUGAGAACAGAUUGCACGUCCGCAUACACGCAGCCUUAGCCUCUCUAAGGGAAGUAGUUCCACAGUGAUGGACAGGAAGUCUUGCUAUCCUUUCCCACAGUUUCUGCACUUUAAGAUGAAGCAGAAGAAAAAGCUGCUGGGAAGACCAGCUUUUCUUCUGAAAACCACUUGUGCCAGAGACACUUUCCUAGUAUGGUCAGAGUUGGUAUGGCUUAGUAAAACAUGACAAUUUUAACUAAAAGUAAAUC